Molecule: messenger RNA, 1449 nt
Organism: Fusarium odoratissimum NRRL 54006
Lineage: Eukaryota; Fungi; Ascomycota; Sordariomycetes; Hypocreales; Nectriaceae
Product: 3-oxoacyl-[acyl-carrier protein] reductase
Exons: 3
Coding region: 140-1048 (302 amino acids)
Molecular function (GO): oxidoreductase activity
Source: RefSeq, a predicted model, not a curated record
ACCCAACAGGGGCAUACCCCAGAUGGAACUCCAAGCCUCGGCUCCAUGAUCAAGACAUUAAUAGCAUCAAAACCCGCCUUUUUCGUAAUCUCAAUCUACUUGACAUAAUACCAGAGUUGCAAGUAAACACACUCACGCCAUGUCUGACAAGGCGCAGAGUCGUAUCAAUGCCAUUGGCAAGCAACUUCUUCCACCUAUCAACAAGGUAGCUCCGGGAUCAAGUAAGCUUCGUGUCGAGGGCAAAGUCGUCAUCAUAACAGGUACAAACUCGCCGCUGGGUAUCGGUCGUGCUACAGCGCAUCAAUACGCUGAAAGCGGUGCCCGAGCAUUGUAUCUCUGCGACUUUGACGAUACGCACCUUGAGUCUCAUAAGAAGGAGAUCAACGCUGCGUUUCCCAAGGUGGAAAUUCACACGAGGCGUUUCGAUGCCGCAGAUGAGGACAAGGUCAAGGAGGUAGUCGAUGACGCGAUCCAACGCUACGGUCGCUUGGACGUCUUCUUUGCUAAUGCUGGAGUCGUCGGUCGAACCACGCUGUUCUCUGACUUCAGCAAAGAUGAGUUUAUGUCGAUACUCAACACCAACACGUCAAGUGUCUUUCUAGCUGCCAAGUACGCGGCACCAGCUAUGAUGCAAACUUCUGCCGAUAAGCCUCAAGCCAGCGGCAGUAUCAUCGGUACAGCGUCUGUCGCAGGAAUCCGCUCCAAUGCCGGAUCCACGCCAUACUCAGCCUCCAAAGCAGCCGUGGUAUCUCUCGCCCAGACGAUAUCAUACCAGCUCGCUGGAACAGGCGUACGUAUGAACGCUAUCUGCCCAGGUCUCAUUGAGACCGGCAUGACAGCGCCUGUGUACGAAGCCGCGAGGGCUCGUGGAAGUGAGAAGAAGAUUGGACAGCUGAACCCUAUGAAGAGGGGCGGUCAUGCUGAUGAGAUCGCUCGUGUUGCGCUCUUCUUGGGAAGUGAUGAGAGUAGUUAUGUUAAUGGACAGGCAUGGGCAGUAGAUGGAGGGCUGAGCGCUGGGCACCCCUUUGUUCCUGGAAAACUGGGCUGAUUGUCUGUCAGGGGGGAGUAUAGUUCAGCUCUGGUAUACCACCCACGACACUGGGCCUCAUGAGUAGACACUCGCAUUUCAGCUCAGCUCAUAUCACAGCGUUUCCGAAUACUCAUAUUAUUUACUAGCCUUCUCCCAUACUCAUUGCUUUCCGUAUCCAACUUUGAUCUUCCUUACCUCGGAGUGUUUAGGUGUUGAUUCGUGAUGUUUGCUGCAUUAGGCCUAUAUCUGAACAUAAGACACGCUCCCUGUACCCAUCAAACUCAUCAAGUUGAACCACUAAACAACAACGUGUUUGCAUCGGAACUCGUCCCAAGAUCGACGCAACUCUUAGCUCAGGCGGUAACCUCCGCGAAUCCAGCUACUUGGAUGUGAUGAGGGUUCCGAUGAAACUGAACUGU